GUCGACCGUCUUCGCCCUCUACGCGUCCAAUUCCACCCUUUCACAAAUCCCUAUUUCUAAACGCCGGAACCUCGUCUCUCGAGUGAACUAUCGCCAUGCUCUCCGCUCGUCUCGCCCGCGCUGGCCUCCGUGCCUCCGCCCAGGUCUCCGUCCCUCGCACUGCUGCCGUUAACGGCCUGCGCACCUAUGCUACCGCAGCCCAGGAGGUUAAGCCUCCUGUCUCUCUCUUCGGCGUCGACGGCACCUACGCUACUGCUCUGUACACCGCCUCCGCCAAGUCUUCCUCCCUCGACGCUACCUCCAAGGCUCUGAACAACCUCGGUGCUGCCCUUAAGGCCGACCCCAAGCUCACCAGCAUUAUCUCUACCCCUACCCUCUCUGCUGCCGACAAGCAGGCCAUUGUCACGGAGCUCCAAAAGGUUGCCGGUGCCGACAAGGGCGACAUCCUCAAGAACUUCCUUGCCACGCUCGCCGAGAACAACCGUCUUGGUUUGCUGAACGAUGUCGUUGACAAGUUCGCUGCUCUCAUGAGCGCUCACCGUGGUGAGAUUGAGCUUUCUAUCACCAGUGCUCAGGAACUCGAUGCCAAGACCCUCAACCGCCUUGAAAAGGCCGUCUCCAAGUCCGAGUUCAGCCAGGGUAAGAAGCUCAAGGUUGUUUCUAAGGUCAACCCCGACAUCGUCGGCGGGCUCAUUGUCGAAAUCGGUGACCGCACCAUCGACCUGAGCGUCUCCUCUAAGAUCGCCAAGCUCAACAAGGCUCUCACUGAUGCUCUGUAAAUUAACCGUCCCGCGUCUCUUUUGUUGUCCUAUAUCUAUCACCUACCUAUAGUCCUUACUGCCUACCUGCCUAUGUACCCUAACUUCCCGCUGCACUAUGCGAGAGUCCGUUGAAUGAGACUUGAGUUUGGUGAGAAUAGACUGUUGUGUUUA
Aspergillus nidulans FGSC A4 is the source of this 932-nucleotide messenger RNA. RefSeq names its product F1F0 ATP synthase subunit 5. Bases 96 to 779 code for a protein of 227 amino acids. Gene Ontology annotation, molecular function: proton-transporting ATP synthase activity, rotational mechanism. Gene Ontology annotation, cellular component: proton-transporting ATP synthase complex; mitochondrial inner membrane; membrane. The record is from RefSeq and is a predicted model, not a curated record. NCBI's taxonomy places the organism in Eukaryota, Fungi, Ascomycota, Eurotiomycetes, Eurotiales, Aspergillaceae. The transcript has 4 exons. Gene Ontology annotation, biological process: proton motive force-driven ATP synthesis.